AUGGAGGAGUACGAAGCUUGUAUCUUUGGUAUUGAAGAUGCAAUUGAUUUUAGGAUCAAAAUUCUUGAAGUCUAUGGAGAUUCAGCCUUGGUUGUUAGCCAAGUCAAAAGAGAUUGGGACACUAGAGAUCACAAGCUCAUCCCUUACAAGGAUCAUGUCUUGAAACUGAUCCCUUACUUUGACGAAAUCAUAUUCCAUCACAUUCCUCAAGAAGAUAAUCGACUAGCUGACGCCUUUAAAACUUUGGCAUCCAUGUUUAAGGUCAAGUGGAAGAAUGAAGCUCCAUCCUUUCACCUCAUCUAUUUGGACGAGUCUGCUUACUAUUUUGCAGCUGAAGACGAAGCCGACGAUUAUCCUUGGUUCUAUGACAUAAUGAGAUUCUUAGAAUGCCAAGAAUACCGUAAGGAUGCAUCUAUCACUGACAGUAAGUAUCUUCGAAAUUUUUCAUCCAAAUUCUUCUUAAGUGGAGGGGUACUAUACAAGCGAAAUUAUGAUUUGGUUUUUCUAAGAUGUGUGUUCAAGCAAGAAGUAAACCAAAUCAUAAUGGAAAUCCAUGAGGGAUCUUUUGGAACGCAUGCUAGUGGACACACCAAGGUGAAAAAGAUCUUAAGGGCCGCUUGUUAUUGGAUGACUACGGAGGUUGACUAUCAUUGCCAUGUCCAAACAUGCCACAAAUGCCAGAUAGACACCGACAAGAUCCAUGUGCCACCAAUGCCACUAAAUGUCUUGACAUCACCUUGUCCUUUUUAA
Lathyrus oleraceus (garden pea) is the source of this 750-nucleotide messenger RNA. RefSeq lists its product as uncharacterized. NCBI's taxonomy places the organism in Eukaryota, Viridiplantae, Streptophyta, Magnoliopsida, Fabales, Fabaceae. Gene Ontology annotation, molecular function: nucleic acid binding; RNA-DNA hybrid ribonuclease activity. The coding region runs from base 1 to 750 and encodes 249 amino acids. The transcript has a single exon. The record is from RefSeq and is a predicted model, not a curated record.